Messenger RNA from Magallana angulata, 2649 nucleotides. RefSeq lists its product as uncharacterized. Bases 91 to 2232 code for a protein of 713 amino acids. The record is from RefSeq and is a predicted model, not a curated record. NCBI's taxonomy places the organism in Eukaryota, Metazoa, Mollusca, Bivalvia, Ostreida, Ostreidae. The transcript is spliced from 2 exons.
GUAUAUGUACAUAUUCAACAGUAGAAAAAAAUUCAAAUCUCCCGCCAUUGAAGUCAUAAAUAUGUAUGAUUCCUUGGCCAUGCUCUUUGCAUGAUGUCACUUCCUGUUUCAGUUUUACCUGAGGGAGAUAAGAUGAUCCAUUUAAAAACAAACACUAGGAUGGCGACCUGCAAUCUCUCCUCCCCUAUGUACAAUAUGAUGCUGAUAUUAGCGGGAACGGAAGAAGAAAUAGCCAUGAGACGAACUGAGAUGGAUAUAUGUGAUUAUCUCUACAAUCAAAUGACUCAUGUCUCUUUGCAUAGAAGAACUGUUGGCAGUGUGAAAGAAGGUUUACGAAUGAAAAGUUCAGAUAUGGAUACUUUGUAUUUUAUGACUGACCAACAUGUUGUUGGGGACCUAACAGACGCCCUGAGUUACGAUCCAGCUACUGAAACUGUAAUUCUGAUGGAGUACCAAGAACACAUCCCUGGGACAGUUUAUCUACGCAUCAUACACAUGCAUGCCUCCAUUAAAGGGAUAAGCACAAAGUCCUGCAUACAAAAGAACUCUCACACAUACCUAAGCAGUGAGCUGUUCUUGGAGAAUGCCCGCUCUAUUUACUAUGGUCACAAUGUGACUAAACAUGGCCCUUGCCAAACUAAUACAGUUGUUGAGAAUGAAUAUGAUGGUGCAGUUGGCUUUGCAGGUAGAAAAUGGCCCAUGCAAGCCAAUGACUGGAUUACAAGGUGUCUCAAGUUUGGGUGGCCUGAGAAACAAAUCGUUGAGAGCAUUUUAUCCUCUGGAUGUAACUUCGUGCCAAUCGGCAGUAGACAGUCUCGCCAAGACAAUGACCCAAAUCUGGACUUGGAAUGGCGUCUCUCCUUUGUUCAAGCAGAGCAGGCAUUAGUGCGUGUUGUGAACCAUUCCCAAUUUCUUUGUUAUGCUUUACUUAAAAUAUUUCUUAAAGAAGUUCUCAACAAAGAUGUAAAGGAAGAGGAGAAACUUCUCUGUUCUUAUUUCCUGAAAACUGCAAUGUUUUGGUGCAUUCAAACUGAUCCCACAUAUAAAUGGUCCAGAGAAACCUUCUUCCUGGAUUUCUGGAAAUGUUACAAGUUGUUGCUGAAGUGGGUCUACACAGGAUAUUGCCCAAACUUCUUCAUACCACAGAACAAUCUGUUUGUCUGUAAGAUUGUAGGAACUGAUCAGGAGAGGCUGUUCACACAAAUGUACGACCUCUACUGCUCCGGAGAAAGAUGCCUUGCCAAGUGCUCAUCUCUUCGGAAACUCAUGAACAAAUAUCUUGUCGAUCCCCAGGCAUGUGAAGUAUCAGCAUACAUCAGUUUUGGUGAAUAUGAUCGUGAUUCUGUGGUCUACAAUUCAAUGCAAAGCAUCAAUGGGCUCCUUAAUCAGGAGCUCAGGUACGACUGGAAAUCAUUGUACAAUGUCUGCCACAUGGAUGUUUCAAAUUUGUCAAACUUUGAACAAAUUCUGAUUACAAGACAUGUUAUUAAUCUUUAUCAUCGAAUAGCAUUUGUGGAGCAAUGCUAUUGUCACUGUAAAACAAAAUGCAACAGGAAUAGGCAGACUUAUGAAAAACAUAAAAAGGUCGGGGUCAGACUGCUUCGGCUUACAUCAGAGUUUGGCUGUGCAUCUGACCCUUUAUAUUUAGCAUUAUUUCAUUAUACUGAUGGAAAAUUCAGACAUUCCUUAAACAUUUUGGAGGAAACCAAACCAAAACUGUAUCAAGAUUACAUUUUCUACUGGACUGAAUAUAGAAAUAAACAACCUUAUGAAAGAGAAAUGUUAGGCAAACCAAUGUCAGUCAAAAUGAAAGCAGCUAUGGCGUUUGAUAUAACUAUACUACUUUCCACAGAAUUCUCCGAGUUGGACAUUGAGAUAUGUUUGAUUAAGGAAUCCAAGUUAAGGAGAUGUUUAAUCAUUUCUCCCUUUGUGCUUCUGCAUUUCCUAACCUUUCUGUGUCAUCAUCACCUAGCCAGCCCCCUAGCCGCCCCGUCCCUGAGGGAGCUACACACCUUAGUCCAUGCUGACAAUGACAGCUAUAUCAUCUAUACCACCAGAGAUAUCGCCUGGGACAUCCUCGGCAUUUGUCACCAUCUGUCGGGGAAUCUAGACCAGGCCUUGCUUGCCUACUAUACCUCCCUACAACAACCCACCUUCCAUUUCAUCACCGAGGCCGUAAAGAGGAGAAUACUACUGCUUCAAAUUGAGCUUCAAGUUCAGAACAAGUCUUGAAAUGCGAGAAUUACAUGUUGUAUAAACCAUUUGUAAGAUCCAAAUAAACACAAUUUAAAAUGUGACAGACUCAAUUAAAACAACAUUGAAUUCACUGGUAAAAGCAGCAUUAAUCCAUCGAUUGACUUAUGAUUUUGUUAGGUUCUUAUUUUGUAUGAAUGUUAAUAAUCUAAAUAAACUGUUUUAAAAAUAUGAAAUAACUUUUCAGUUUUGGUUAUUGUCAUUGACACCUGUGUUCUCUCUUAAGUACUAACAGUGCUGGUGCCUUACCUCUUUCUUCACCUGGUGGACAGUUAGGGUCAUUGUUACUUAUAGACACACUUUUGCACUCUUUUAACAGUCUUGGAGCUCAACAUUUUUGUCAGUCUACUGGGGAGUGAAGGUAAUUAUACGGACAUCUGUGUACUGAUAUAACAG